GGGCGGCCCUACCUACACUGCGGGCCCGGACUCUGCGCUGCGGCCGCCCCGACGGACGGACGGCGGUCACCGCGCUGCUCACAGGCCGGGCCGGGCCGGGCCGGGCCGGGCCGGGGGAGCGGGGGGCCCGCGGGGGCCGAGCCCAGGCUGCAGCGGCGGCGACCGGCGGCUCCCGAGUGCCGGCGCCCCGCCCGCGCUCAGCGGGACCGCGUUUUGAAAACGCGCCCGGCCGCCCCGCCUCUUGUCCGCCCGCCGCCGCCGUCCGCCCGUCGCCAUCGCAACGCGGCCUACUCGUGGGUGCCGCCGGAGCAGGCCUCGGGGUCGACUAGCGGCGCAGCAAGGCUGACAGCUUCCUCACCAGCUGCCCUCUUCCAGCGAGUGAUCCUACCAGGGUUUACGCCACCUCCUGUUGUUCACUGGCAGAAUGGCCAGUCCAUGAGCACCCUCCACCAGAUGCACAAGGCAGGCAAGCCCAAGAAGGCACCUCCCAAGCUGGGCCCCACCUUUGGUCGGCCCCAGCUGAAGGGGGUGGUGCUGAAAACCAUGAUCCGCAAACCCAAGAAGCCCAAUUCGGCCAACCGCAAGUGCGCCCGCGUCAGGCUCAGCAACGGCAAGGAGGUGAUCUGCUUCAUUCCUGGAGAAGGCCACAAUCUCCAGGAGCACAACAUCGUGCUGGUGGAGGGAGGCAGGACACAGGACUUGCCAGGGGUCAAGCUCAAGGUUGUGCGUGGGAAGUAUGACUGUGCCCACGUGCAAAAGAAGAAGUAGUUUGUCCGUCCUAUCGCUGGAACCGGGACUGUACGUGGACAUUAAAUGGUGUUUGUAUUUACAAUGGAAA
Messenger RNA from Pristis pectinata (smalltooth sawfish), 838 nucleotides. It is a transcript of the gene mrps12, whose product is annotated as mitochondrial ribosomal protein S12. The record is from RefSeq and is a predicted model, not a curated record. The annotation marks the transcript as partial. Gene Ontology annotation, biological process: translation. Gene Ontology annotation, molecular function: structural constituent of ribosome. Lineage: Eukaryota; Metazoa; Chordata; Chondrichthyes; Rhinopristiformes; Pristidae. The transcript has 2 exons. Gene Ontology annotation, cellular component: small ribosomal subunit; ribosome.